Messenger RNA from Chenopodium quinoa (quinoa), 2774 nucleotides. RefSeq lists its product as uncharacterized. Bases 100 to 1569 code for a protein of 489 amino acids. The transcript is spliced from 6 exons. Lineage: Eukaryota; Viridiplantae; Streptophyta; Magnoliopsida; Caryophyllales; Amaranthaceae. The record is from RefSeq and is a predicted model, not a curated record.
CUUAGAGGGUUGCCUAGAGAUUUUUGUAAAUUGGACAGCUUGAGGCACUUGGGAAUCUCUGGGAGUGAUUUGAGUGAUUUGCCGGCAGGAAUUGGGAAAAUGACAUCUCUGAAAGUGUUAGAUUCAUUUAUAGUUGGGGAAAACUAUGGUAUAGAUUCACUACCUUCCUUGAAUUUUACUGGAUAUCUAAAUAUUAAAUUUAACAAGUGGCGAAUUGAUGCUGUUGUGGGAGCACAAAGGGCAAAUUUGAAAGACUAUCAACAAUUGACAAGUCUUAAUUUAAUGUUUUUAUUCAUGGAUGUAACUCCUGAUUUAGGUGAAAUGGAUAGAAUGUUAACGUUCUUGCAGCUGCCUCCAAAUCUUAAAAUUAUCGAAGUAUUAGGUUACCAAGGAGUUGAGAUGCCACGUACAUGGUUUGAUGGGCUUUCUAAGCUUGUUUCCAUUGUUAUUCUGUCCUGCAGUAAGUGCACAGCUCUCCCUCACUUGAGUAAGUUGCCUCAUCUCAAAGUACUUUGUCUUAACGCAAUUGAAGGCUUGGAGUAUGUAGAAGAUGAAAACGACAAUUUGGCGGAUGGUGGAAAAUGUGGUUCUGGAGCCCACAAUGUCUACUUCCCAUCCUUGGAGUUCUUGCAAUUAUGGAGUUUAUGGUCUCUAAAGGGGUGGACAAGACCAUCAAAGGAUGAUGGUGGUGAACCAAGGCAGUUAAUGUUUCCUCGUCUUUUGAAAUUGAAAGUAGGUAACUCCCCCAAGUUGAUUUCAAUGCCUCUAGCACCAAAGCUGGAGUCAUUAGAAGCUGUAGCUAUCAAUUGGAGAGUGUUUGAAUCCAAUUUAACGUUAGUUGAUGAUGAGGAAGCAGCUUCACCACCAUCAUCAAGGCAGUUGUUGUUUCCUUGUCUUAUGCAACUGACAUCACAUUUCUGCCCCAACUUCAUGUCAAUAGAGGCUCAAAGAAUCAUUUCCACGUCAAUUGAUGAUGAGGAACCAGCUUCUUCAUCGUCAACAACUCUUUUCACCUCAUUAAAGGAGUUGGAUAUUUCUUUGAUUGAAGAUGGACCAGCUUCUCUGUCAAUCAGUAGUAGGUUCUCUAAUCUACAGAGUAUAAAAAUUCGCCGAUGCGACGAACUGACGAGUUUGAUGAUAGAAUCUUCAAAUUCCAUUCGAGAUUUCAAAAUUCAAGGGUGCAAAAGGAUGAAAAACAUUUCAGUGGGAAAACACUCCGUCCUUGACACACUGGAAAUCUGGGGCGAUGAUUUUAUCGUGGGUGAUGAUUUUGAAGAAGAGAUCUUUCAAAGCAUUGCUUGCCUAACCACGCUUCAGAAACUUCGAAUUCAAAAUUACGAUAAGUUGACACAACUCCCGGAUGAGAUGGGCAACCUCUCCUUGCUUUGUGAGCUAUGGAUUAUUAAUUGUCCGAAAAUGGCAUCACUUCCACAAUCAUUACUAGGCCUUACCUCCUUACAGAAGCUUUACAUAUUGGGCUGUCCAGAUCUGAAAAAGAGAUAUGAGAAGCCCAAUGGCCAAGAUUGCCACCUUCUCCAACAUAUUCCCGAUGUUUAUUUUAGUGGCUAAUUGAGAUAACCAAAUCAAGGCUGCUUUUUUGGUCUGAUGAAUUACCACAGUACAAUUGGUGAAUGCUGUGACAAUGGUUCCAUGACAGACAAUUUCAUUCUGCUCUCUUCCCAUAUGCUGAUUACAAUAAGUUUCUACUUGUAAAAUAGUCUCAAUACUCUCAAAUAAGAGGAAAUAUAGUCAAUGCUCUCUUCACUCAGGAAUGCUGUAGCCUGUAGGUACUGAAGUGAAGAUGGUGACUUUAAGUUCUCUUUAGAGAUGUCAGGCUAUGUGCAUCAUUGAUGCAUGCAAUGGAAAAUACACAAAGCUCGAAACAAGUGAAAUGAAAUUGAGGCCCCUGGUGACUUUUUUUGCGCUAUAAAGUUUAAAAUUUUUUGCACCCCCAUUUUGAAAUAUCUAGAUCCGCCACUGGUGGUAGCCUAUUGAGAGAACCAAAUCAGGCUCAUUUAUUAAUCUGAUGAAUUACCAAAGUACAAUUGGUGAAUGCUGUGACAAUAGCUCCAUGACAGACAACUCAUUCUGCUCUCUUCCCAUAUGCUGAUUAUUACAACAAGUUUCUAUUGUAAAAUAGUCUCAAUGCUAUCAAAUCAGAGGAAAAGUAAUCCAUAAUAUCUUCACUCAGUGCAGGAAUGCUGUAGCCUGUAGCUAGGUACUGAAGUGAAGAUGGUGACUUUAAAUGCUCUUUAGAGAUGUCAGGCUAUGUGCAUCAUUGAUGCAUGCAACGGCAAAUACACCAAGCUCGAAACAAGUGAAAUGAAAUUGAGGCCCCUGUUUGUUACUGGCCUGAUGAGCAAAUGAUUGGUGGAACUUUUCAACCCUUCCUAGAAGGUGGGGAAAGCUUACACAGUGAUGCUAAUCACAGGCUAGUGUUGGGGUUGUCAUGGUGUAUGUGGUCAGUUUGUUCGAGCCACAUGUAGCUUCAAUUCAGACGAUAUAUGUGGUCGUGUCAAAUUUGCUCUGUAUAAUCUAUUAUAUGAACCAAAGCCAGUAUGUCAAAGUGUUUAAUCCAAUCACACUUUGCUGUAUGUACAAACAUAAGUCAAGUGACUAGCUUCUGAUUUUAGUGACAUGACUUCAUAUAUUAAUAUUUGCAUGGGUUUUGGAUGUGUGGAUUUUUAAACUUUUGAUAUUGAAUCAGUUGUUAUAAGUGUGUAUAAUCCAUAGAGCAAUAAACUAUUUCUCUCUAAAGAACUGGCUUGGCGAUU